AGCUGCCGGCGAGGCUUGCUGUGUUUUGAAAACAAACAUCGAAACAUGACGGUUGGGACGCCAGUAGAAAGGACCGUCGGCCUCGUUUUCGGAGUUUCGCGAUGGACUGAGUGCACCAACGGAUCAUUAAACGGAUGAUGGAUACUGUACAAGGAGGCAGGAGUGUGCAUGUAAAAGUAUUUGCUGGAAUGUCGCUGCUGUGUGAACAACGUCGAUCUGUCGUCGGACAUCCUCAGAUGGACGAAAAUAUGGGAUGCACAACAACUGGACUGUGCCUCUUUAUGUAGGUCUGAAGGUUGAGUACGAGAUUCCGAACCGUGCCAACUCGAUGAAUGACGACUUUUUGCUGGACUUGCAACACAAAACUUCCACGGAAACCAGUGUCUCGACGAGGUAUGCAGCAGAUAUGCCAGUCCGGAGGCCUGACUGCUCAACAGGACAGUAAGAAGCUCUUCCUGCACACACAGGCGCUCCUCGUCGGCAAGGUGCUCCUCGUCGGCAAUGUGCUCCUCGUCGACCAGGCGCUCCUUGCCGACCAGGUGCUCGUCCUCGUCGACAAGGUGCUCCUCGUCGACCAGACGCUGCUUGCCGACCAGCCGCUUCUUGCCGACCAGGCGCUCGUCCUCGUCGGCAAGGUGUGCUCCUCGUCGACCAGACGCUGCUUGUCGACCAGGCGCUCCAUGCCGACCAGGUGCUCGUCCUCGUCAACAAAAGUUGCUCAUCUCUACUCGUCAACUCCCCAGAUGUGGUGAAGAUAACAAUAUAUAUGUAUUUCAUAUGUUCGUAUAUUAAUCAAUAAAUUUACGCAA
Molecule: messenger RNA, 809 nt
Organism: Cloeon dipterum
Lineage: Eukaryota; Metazoa; Arthropoda; Insecta; Ephemeroptera; Baetidae
Exons: 4
Coding region: 333-752 (139 amino acids)
Source: RefSeq, a predicted model, not a curated record